GGGCUUCUGAUGAAUGUUCGGUAAAGGUAGAAGAAUCUGGCCAUGGGGAGAAUGAGAAAGAGACAUAACUGGAAGGCAAGGCAGCAAGUACAGUCAACAGAUAAUCCCUCAGAUCCCAAGCAACAUGUGCAAGUGGAGAUUGAAGGAGCUGAGCAGCUAAAAGGACUGGAUGAGAAUAAUGCGCUGGUGUUACCAUCCAAAAAAGGCAAAAAGAAAAAAAUUCAUGAGAAUGUUUCAAUGAAGAAGCCUCUAAGCCGAAAACAGAAGAAAGCACUGCAAAAGGUUCUGGAGCAGAAAGAAAAGAAGAGUCAGAGAGCAGAUAUUCUGAUUAAGCUGAGUGAAGUGCAAGCUUCAGAGAAAGAGCUGAGUCUACUGUAUACUACCUCCAAAUUAGGUACAGGUGAUCGACUAUUCAGUUGUAAACGAUCACUAGAAGAUUCUGAUGGCCCAUCUCAAGGUCACAUAAGCAGCAUCAGUGGAGCCAAUAAGAAGCGCAGGCGACGGUCUGAGGAAGAGGAGGCUAGCGAAGAAUCUGAUAAUGUUGCGCACACUGACAGCUCAAGUGAGGAGGAGGAGAAGGAGGAGGAUGAUGAUGAGGACACCGCAAAUGAGGAAUUGGGGAAGGAUCUGGAUAAUGACAAUUCCACAGUGCAGCCUGUAGCAAUACCAGCCUUACAAAGCUCUCAUCCAGAAGCCAAGCCUCUUCCUACAGAAAAGCAACCAUCAACAACCCCCUCAUCAGAACCAGCUAUUUUUAUCCCUGUGGACAGGACUCCUGAAAUUCAGGAGGCCAGGUUAAAACUUCCGAUUCUAGCAGAGGAACAAGUCAUUAUGGAAGCCAUAAACGAAAACCCUGUUGUAGUUCUGUGUGGAGAGACUGGCAGUGGAAAAACCACCCAGGUGCCACAGUUUCUGUACGAAGCUGGAUAUGGAAGUAACAAUGACAUAAUAGGUAUUACUGAACCACGACGUGUAGCAGCAGUGACCAUGUCACAGAGGGUGGCAAUGGAAAUGAACUUGCCUCAAAGUGUGGUCUCUUAUCAAAUCCGAUAUGAAGGGAAUGUCUCUUCUGAGACCAAAAUAAAGUUUAUGACAGACGGUGUCCUGCUGAAAGAAAUUCAAAAGGAUUUCUUGUUAAGCAAGUACAAAGUCAUAAUAAUUGAUGAAGCUCACGAGAGGAGCGUGUACACCGAUAUUUUAAUUGGCCUCUUAUCACGCAUUGUUCCUCUCCGCACAAAGAAAGGGUGUCCUUUAAAAUUGGUGAUUAUGUCCGCUACCCUGCGUAUUGAGGAUUUCACUGAAAACAAGAGGCUUUUCCCUGUGCCUCCUCCAGUAAUUAAAGUGGAUGCCAGGCAGUUCCCAGUCACUGUCCACUUCAAUAAGCGUACCCCAUUGGAUGAUUAUACUGGGGAGUGUUUUAGAAAGAUCUGCAAGAUUCACAGGAUGCUUCCUCCAGGAGGCAUCUUGGUCUUCCUCACAGGACAAGCAGAGGUGCAUUCCCUUUGUAGGCAGCUGAGAAAAAGGUUUCCGUAUAGUGGAAGAAAUCAAGCAAAUUCCAUAGAAGAAGAUGAGGACUCUUUAGAAACUAUAAAAGGUCACAAGAAAUCAAAACACAGAAAAAACAUAACUUUGCCUAAAAUAAACCUGGACAACUAUUCAGCGUUGCCACUGGAUGAAGGAGAUGAAGACCGAGAAGCUGGAGGAGACGAUGAUGAAGAAGGGGAGGGAUCAGAUUCUGAUCUGGAUUUAGGAGAUGGCGGAUCUGGUGAAGAUGAAAAAGCAGACUCCUCCCUUCCGCUCUUUGUGCUGCCAUUAUACUCGCUGUUGGCUCCUGAAAGACAGGCCCAGGUAUUCCGCCCACCACCCAGUGGUACCAGGUUAUGUGUUGUGGCCACCAAUGUGGCAGAAACGUCCCUUACUAUCCCUGGGAUAAAGUAUGUGGUUGACUGUGGUAAAGUAAAGAAGAGAUUUUACGACAAAGUGACUGGUGUAUCCUCUUUCCGUGUGGAAUGGACGUCACAAGCCUCAGUUGAUCAGAGAGCUGGAAGAGCAGGACGUACAGAACCUGGUCACUGCUACAGGUUAUAUUCAUCAGCUGUCUUCAGUGAUUUUGAGCAGUUUUCUCACCCUGAAAUAACUAGGCGUCCUGUUGAAGAUCUAGUUCUUCAAAUGAAGGAUUUGAAUAUUGAAAAGGUAGUAAAUUUUCCAUUCCCUACACCUCCAUCUGCUGAUUCCCUGAUUGCAGCAGAGGAAUUGCUGAUCUCUUUGGGAGCAUUGCAGGACCCGCCAAAGACUGGCAGAUUAAAUGUUCUACAGAAGGCUAAACUCAGCAGUCCAAUCACUCCUCUAGGGAAGACCAUGGCAUCAUUUCCAGUAGCUCCACGCUAUGCUAAAAUGCUUGCUCUGGGGAAGCAGCAUGAUUGCUUACCUUACAUUAUUACUAUAGUGGCAGCUAUGACUGUGAGAGAACUGUUUGAAGAGCUGGACAGACCAGCAAUUAGUGAUGACGAGAAAGAGACACUGAAAGCCAAGAAGGCUCGAGUGUUACAGAUGCAGAGGAUAUGGGCAGGGCAGGGCCCCGCUCAAAAGCUUGGUGACUUGAUGGUUAUGUUAGGUGCAGUAGGUGCAUGUGAAUACUCAGGCCUGACUCCCAAAUUCUGUGAAAGUAAUGGCCUGAGGUUUAAGGCCAUGAUGGAGAUACGACGUUUAAGAGGACAACUUACCACAGUUGUAAAUUCACUGUGCCCUGAUGUCGCCAUAUUCCUCGAUUCUAAGAUGCCACCACCUACAGAAAGCCAAGUGAACUAUUUGAUGCAGAUUGUCAUGUCUGGUUUAGGUGAUCACAUUGCCAGGCGGAUUCGUCCAGAAGAACUUCUCAAUGAGAAGUGGAGGAAUGCUUAUAAGACUCCUCUUCUUGAAGAUCCAGUGUUCAUCCAUCCAAACUCUUCCCUAUUUAAGCAGCUUCCUGAUUUUGUAGUUUACCAGGAAAUUAUUGAAACCACAAAGAUGUACAUGAAAGGAAUUUCAUCCAUAGAGUCUGAGUGGAUUCCUGCUCUGCUUCCACAAUACUGUCACUUUGCAGACCCCCUGGAAAACCCUCCACCAUUUUUUUGUGCUGAAACGGGAAGAAUAAAAUGUCACAGGACGAGUACUUUCUAUCGAGUUGGAUGGCAGCUGCCCGCUGUGAUUGUUGAUUAUCCAGAAGGUCUAGAACGUUACAAAUGUUUUGCCAAGUUCUUGUUGGAAGGAAAGGUGGUAAAAAAACUGGGCUCUUAUACCAGCGUUCUUUUAUCAAGCCCCACAACCAUGCUUAAAUCAUGGGCCAAACUACAGCCUAGAACAGAAGUGUUACUAAAGGCCUUGGUUUCCGAGAAUGCAGAUAACCUCGCCUCCCUAUUGGCUGCAUGGAACAAGGACCCAACAUAUUUGCUCCAUGCUUAUUGUCAGUGGAUUCCUGAGGCUGCGCAUGAAGAAUUAUCUAAAAUCUGGCCACCAGUCACCUCUUCUGACUGAGCUUUGGUCUUUAGCUGUCCAUAGAAUGAACACUCACGAUACAAGUUGAUGAACCUUUGCCUAGAUGUGCCUUAAAGACUUCAAAGUCAAGAUCACAUUUCUGAAUCAACAAACUAUAAUAUUCUGUUCACCAGUGUGCUUUUUUAAUGGGUUUCAUACAUUGUUACAAUGUAACUAAGCUGUUCUUAAUGGUUUUUGUGAAUUUCUGUACCAGAAUCUACAUAGGGCCAUAAAGGCCCAUUAUUAUGGAGUACAUACUGUAACAUAUGUACAUACAUCAAAGUGAA
Messenger RNA from Nanorana parkeri, 3800 nucleotides. RefSeq names its product DEAH-box helicase 37 (gene DHX37). The coding region runs from base 43 to 3513 and encodes 1156 amino acids. The transcript is spliced from 28 exons. The record is from RefSeq and is a predicted model, not a curated record. Gene Ontology annotation, cellular component: nucleolus; intracellular anatomical structure. Lineage: Eukaryota; Metazoa; Chordata; Amphibia; Anura; Dicroglossidae. Gene Ontology annotation, biological process: maturation of SSU-rRNA from tricistronic rRNA transcript (SSU-rRNA, 5.8S rRNA, LSU-rRNA). Gene Ontology annotation, molecular function: ATP hydrolysis activity; RNA binding; ATP binding.